CAUUACUUGGUUUAGUCUCGUGCUUCUCCGCUCCGAUCCUCCCUCCCACUUGUUUGUUGUUCGUUUUGGUGCUUGUGGUGCUGUGUUCAUUAUUCAUAUCUCUAAUCAUGUUCUACUCGGGGAGUCUACAAGAGGGAAUUGCCUUGGCUGUCAGCCAGGCUAAGGCUGUCGUGUGUUUCGUUCGAGACGAUGAGCAGACGAGCUCGACUUGGGAGGACGAUUACUUCACAGGAGAUGAGGAGUUCUCCCGGCUGCUCGAGACGAGAGCUGUCCUCUUGCGCAUCGCCAAGGAUAGUCAGGAAGCUGGCUUUCUGACCUCCUUCUGCCCGAUUGUCAAGUUCCCGACUGUUGUUGUUAUAAAGAAUGGCAUGUUGUGCGACUACCUCGUGCCAGAGCUAUCCAAGGAGGACUUUCGCAGUCGCCUUACCGCCAAACUGGAUGAGAGUAAAGCAGCUGCUCAACCGGACCUGACGAGCACGUCUGAUAGUACCACGGAGGGUGCUGCGGGUCAGCCUAUCGUGCCUGCGUCCACAGCUCCUGCGCCCACGCCUGCUGCGCCUGUCGCAACCUUAUCUGCAGCGGAACCGUUGACGGCUUCACCUUCGACGUCAAGCCCUGUUGCGGAUCAAACCCGCGAAUCUAGCAUACGCGAGGGCAAGAAGAGAGUCGAGGACGCACGAAUAUCCCAGUCUACCAAACCGGCCGCGAUACAGAAGAAGCCCACCCCAACGCCUAAGGAAACCAGCAAGCCUAUCAUCCCAGAUCAGCUUCCCCGCAAAACACCAUCAAAGCCAGCCACCUCCACUCCCAAACCCGCGCCUCCAUCCCCUAAGCCCCAAGUCCUUCCAACCCAGCCCCCCUCGCCUCCGAAGCAAUACCGUCUCCAAGUUCGCCUCUUCGACGGCAGCUCCGUCCGCUCGAGCUUCUCCCCAUCGCAGACCAUCCGCGCAGAUGUCCGCCCGUGGCUCGACACCCAGAUGCUGGAGGAAAAGCGACCCUACAACCUCAAGCACAUCCUCACACCCCUCCCGAACCGCACCCUGACUAUAGCCGACGAAGAGCAGACUCUCGCCGAGCUUGGUCUCGGCUCGACCGCGAACCUGGUCAUGGUUCCCAUCAGCACAUACACUGAUGCCUACUCCGCAGCCGGGUCCAGCCUUCCCGUUCGCGCUGCAUCCUCCGCGUACGGGCUGCUCUCCUCAGCCGUGGGCACCGCGGCGGGCCUUGUUGGCUCGUUCCUGGGCUAUGGAUCCACCCCUCAGAACCCGACGACCUCGCAGACCGGACAAUCCUCUCCGAGCAUCUCCUCGACCAGGGAUGCAGGACAAAGGGCACGACCCGCCACCACCGCGAGCCGAGGUCCGAUCAUCCGGACAUUGAGAGACCACCGCGACGAGCAGGAGAAUAACCAGUUCUACAACGGGAAUCAGCUAAACUUCCAACCACGCAAGGAUGACACGGAUCGACGAUGAAAAUGUACAUUGCGAUUUGAGCUGAGCUUGAAAUUGGACCACUUGCUUCCAUGUAUGUAGUAUAGCGAUAGCCCUAUCUAGUUUGCCCGGGUCAUUCUUUCACAUCUAAAUCCGAGUCUACAGUGACUAGCACUUUGAAGAGUGAAGAUAU
This is a messenger RNA of Aspergillus homomorphus CBS 101889, 1623 nucleotides long. RefSeq names its product UBX domain protein. Gene Ontology annotation, molecular function: protein binding. The record is from RefSeq and is a predicted model, not a curated record. Bases 108 to 1472 code for a protein of 454 amino acids. The transcript is spliced from 5 exons. Lineage: Eukaryota; Fungi; Ascomycota; Eurotiomycetes; Eurotiales; Aspergillaceae.